This is a messenger RNA of Striga hermonthica, 1212 nucleotides long. The record is from the annotation of a GenBank genome assembly. NCBI's taxonomy places the organism in Eukaryota, Viridiplantae, Streptophyta, Magnoliopsida, Lamiales, Orobanchaceae.
AUGGCCAAAUUUCCAUCGUCAAUCUUCCGCCUGCCGCCGCCGUCGUCUCCACCUUCGUCCGGCGAAGCUUCUGAAGCAGAGGGCAUUGCAGACGGCAAAAAGCUUUGUGCGCAAAACAAUCUCCUAAUUUCCCUUCCCGAUGAUCUUCUCUCGAAGAUCCUGUUGAACCUCUCGGCUCAAGACAUUUAUUACGCGGCAAGUCGUGUCUGCCGGAGGCUAUACUACCGCACGAUCCAAUCCGAGGAAUUCGUAAACCUCCACCUCCGGCAGCAAACUGAGGAUUACGGCCUCUUGUUCCGAUUCAUAUAUACCCCAAUACAUGGGCUUGUUAAUAAUGAUCAAUAUUCCUCCCCAGACGUGACUUUCGUGUCUAUGAAACAGGGACGCGUCACAGUAUCCGAUCACUACUAUGCUUCCAAAUCCAGAUUCUGGAGUGGCUGCAACGGCCUCAUCCCGGAGUACGAUUCUCGUGUUCCCUCAUCUGGCGUCCUCUUGGUCAACCCCGUCACGGGACGAGCCUUCCGACUCCCUCCGUUCCCCGAAAACGCAAAGUUUAUGCAGUGUUGCGUGGGGUACGCGGAGGCCUCCAAGGCUUACAAGGUGGCCUUGGCAUACAGUGAUGCGGGAAGGGACGCGAGGUGGGCCAUAUUGACAGUGGGUGUCGAUAGUUGGUGGAGGAAUCUUGCAACCAACCAACAUUCGACGGAGGUUGCACUCAGACACCUGUUGGUGACGGAGGGUUUUAUUCAUUUCCUUUUACGGGACACUGUCCUGACACUGAAUUUGGAGACCGAGGUUACGACGGAGAUGAGGGCACCAAUUUCCGAGUAUCCCAAGGGCAAGAAGCAGUACCUGUCAACUGGGAAGUCCCUCACUCUAGUGGUUCAAGUUGAGGAGUUUGUGUUUCAAGUUUGGGAGAUGGUGUGUGGAGAUCAUUAUUAUUAUUAUUGGAGGGAAUGGGAACGUAAGAUUGUGUUGGGAACUGAAAUUCAAUCUUUGUUUUGUAUUCAACCCGUCGGUUGGUUGCAGCAGAUGGAAGUGUUGGUGUUUAAAGGUACGUCCAUAAACGAGCCUUGCAAGGUUUUCUACGUUGUUAUUGCUACUGGAGAAAUCGGAUGGAUCCCACCCUUAUCAAAAGAGUUGGGUGGGGGAUUAUUUGCAAUUGGUUGUUUCCCUCACAAAAACACCCUUGUGCAGUUGAAGGGGCAUUAA